AUGGAUCCGUCGGUGGACAGCCUAGAAGCAAGGUGGUGUGCGGUAACCGGCGGACGGGGAUUCAUGGCGAGGCAUAUGGUGCUGGCGCUGCUCCGUUCGGGACGUUGGCGCGUGCGGAUCAUGGACCUCCACGCCGACGCCGCCCUGACACCCGAUGAAGAUGAUGGGCUCCUUGGUGCCGCCCUCCGCGACGGUCGUGCCGUCUACAUCUCCGCCAACGUCUGCGAACUAGCGCAGCUUACGAAAGGUAUUCUUAUCCUGUCAUCCAUGCAUUCCAUGAAGAAGCUAGUCUUGUACACUGCAGCUUUGGAAGGGGUAGAUACUGUUUUCCACACUGCUGCGGCAGAUCCUAACAGCAACAACUUUCCGCUUCAUUACAAGGUCAACGUAGAGGGGACAAAGAAUAUCAUCCAGGCUUGUCAGACAUGUUCUGUUAAAACUCUGAUAUACACGAGUUCAAGUGGAGUUGUAUUUGAUGGAGUUCAUGGCCUCCUAAAUGUAGAUGAAUCGACACCAUAUCCAGAGAAGUUCCACGAAGCAUACACGCAAACAAAGGCAGAAGCAGAACAGCUAGUGAUGAAGGCCAAUGACAUAAAUGAGUUGCGCACUUGUUGUAUACGUCCUGGAACCAUUUUUGGUCCCGGUGACGGGAUGAUACCAACAUUAGUUUCUUACGGAGGAAUGAGGAUUAUUUUGGGUGAUGGAAAAAAUAAUGAUGAUUUCGUAUAUGUGGAGAAUGUGGUGCACGGUCAUGUAUGUGCUGAGAAAACUCUUUCUACCAAAGAGGGUGCAAUGCAAAGUGGAGGCAAAGCUUACUUUAUAACAAAUAUGGAGCCGAUGAAGAUGUGGGACUUCUUAGAUAUGAUAUUAGAAGACCUUGGAUACAAAAGCCAAUUUACUUUAAGAAUACCUGUAUAUCUUCUCAUGCCAAUAGCAUGUCUAGUAGACUGGAGCUAUGACAAGAUAUUCUCUCGCUUUGGAAUGCGUAAACCUCGCCUUAUAACAUCUUCAAUCGUGAAGUAUGCCACGCUGGAUAGAACAUUCAACUGCCAAAAUGCUGCUGAUCAACUUGGUUACAAACCAAUAGUGUCACUCAAGGAGGGACGAAAGAUCACUACAGAAUCCUAUAAGCAGUUCAGGGUGUGAGAUAUGCAAGUAUAUCUUGAAAUUAAAAGGGCACCAAAUUCCACCAACAUCAAUCUUGAG
Molecule: messenger RNA, 1206 nt
Organism: Lolium rigidum
Lineage: Eukaryota; Viridiplantae; Streptophyta; Magnoliopsida; Poales; Poaceae
Product: 3beta-hydroxysteroid-dehydrogenase/decarboxylase-like
Exons: 8
Coding region: 1-1146 (381 amino acids)
Biological process (GO): steroid biosynthetic process
Molecular function (GO): 3-beta-hydroxy-Delta5-steroid dehydrogenase (NAD+) activity
Source: RefSeq, a predicted model, not a curated record